CUGGCAGUCUGCUCCCCUAGCCCUGCCUAUUCCUGCCCCAGGCUGUGUGUCUGUUACCUCUCCCCGAUGACGGUCAGCUGCCAGUCUCAGAACUUCUCGGCGGUGCCGGCCGGCAUUCCCUACGACAGCCAAAGAGUAUUCCUCCAAAACAACUGCAUCACAGAGCUGCGGGCGCAGUCCUUCGGCUUCCAGACACAGGUCCUGUGGCUCUACUCCAACAACAUCAGCUCCAUCAAACCCGAUUCCUUCAGCGACAUGCGAGAUCUGGAGGAGCUGGACCUGGGGGAUAACCCCUCCCUGCGCACCCUCCAUCCCGACUCCUUCCGGGGGCUGGACAAGCUGCAGAGCCUGCACAUAUACCGCUGCCAGCUGGGGACCCUGCCCGGAAACAUCUUCAAAAAACUCUACAGCCUGCAGUUCCUUUACCUGCAGGACAACCUGCUGCAACACAUUCAGGACAAUCUCUUCUCAGACCUGGUGAAUCUCACUCACCUCUUCCUCCACGGCAACCGAAUCCGAGUCCUGUCUGAAAAUGUCUUCAGAGGGCUGGUCAACCUGGACAGGCUCCUCCUCCACGAGAUCCGAGUGCGACGGGUCAACUGCAAAUCCUUCAGGGACCUGGGUCACCUCACCACCCUCUUCCUCUUCAACAACGCCCUAACAGACCUCCCUGCUUCGGCCGUCUACUAUCUCUCGUCCCUGCAGUUCCUCAGACUCAACGGAAACCCCUGGAGCUGCUCCUGCCAGGCCCGCCCUCUCUGGGAAUGGUUCCGUCAGGUCCGGAUCUCCAGCUCCGAGAUCCUCUGCGCCGGUCCCGAGGAAAGGAAAGGUCUAGAUUUGAGGUUCUUGAGAGAAAUCGAUUUCGCUCCCUGCCCCAUGAUGCCUUACUAUCCGAGAGCCCGCGUCACUUACACCUUCAGCACCAGAACGAGAUGGUGGUUCCCCAAAUCGGGCAAGGCAAGCGGGGGGAAUUCGAACAAAUCUAAAGGCUUGGAUGGAAAGAAAGGACAACAGCAAGACAACAGUUACAUCAGUCCAGAUAAAAGUCAAACCAAAAGUUACGAAGCUGAGUCCACAUUGACGAAAGUUAAAGAGCAAGACUACUGGGAGAAAUAUGAAAACGAAGACUCCACUAUUCGUUGUUACAAGACCGGUGCUCAUCCUGACUGGGCAGCUUCGUCGCGCACUGGUCGCCCUGGUGGAAACCAGCGGAGGACUCAGUUGACUGCACUGACAUGGCGACUAGGCGGGAUCGGCGCCGAGGAGAACGCUGUCGGUGCCGAACACUCGGUGCCGAGACAGUCGGUGCCGAUGGUGGGCGCGGUCGGCACGUAG
Molecule: messenger RNA, 1335 nt
Organism: Acipenser ruthenus (sterlet)
Lineage: Eukaryota; Metazoa; Chordata; Actinopteri; Acipenseriformes; Acipenseridae
Product: reticulon-4 receptor-like 2
Exons: 4
Cellular component (GO): plasma membrane
Molecular function (GO): protein binding
Source: RefSeq, a predicted model, not a curated record